This is a messenger RNA of Sugiyamaella lignohabitans, 1056 nucleotides long. RefSeq names its product adenine deaminase (gene AAH1). Gene Ontology annotation, cellular component: nucleus; cytosol. Gene Ontology annotation, biological process: purine ribonucleoside monophosphate biosynthetic process; adenine catabolic process; hypoxanthine salvage. The transcript has a single exon. Bases 1 to 1056 code for a protein of 351 amino acids. Gene Ontology annotation, molecular function: adenine deaminase activity. NCBI's taxonomy places the organism in Eukaryota, Fungi, Ascomycota, Dipodascomycetes, Dipodascales, Trichomonascaceae. The record is from RefSeq and is a predicted model, not a curated record.
AUGACCGUUAGUGACUUUGAUUCUUUUCUUACCGAGUUACCCAAAUGUGAGCACCACGUUCAUUUGGAGGGAACGCUGAGUCCCGAACUGCUCAUCGAUUUAGCUAAACGGAACAAUAUCAAGCUCCCGGAAGAACAUCCUCCAACCAUAGAGGCCCUAUACGAUCGUUAUUCGAAGUUCAGUUGUCUUCAAGAUUUCCUUGAUCAUUAUUAUGUUGGUAUGUCUGUUCUGAUCUAUGAAAAAGAUUUCGAAGAUUUGGCUUACAACUACUUUGUCAAGGCCCACCAAGAUGGUGUUCAUCAUGCCGAAGUUUUCUUUGAUCCUCAGGCCCAUCUAGAACGAGGAAUUAAACUCACUGAUGUGGUCUCUGGUAUCACUAAAGCCCGUACUAGAGCAGAGUCUGAUUUUGGUAUCACCACUAAACUCAUCAUGUGUUUCCUCAGACAUAUCCCCUCGUCUGAUGCUCUAACUACAUUACAUGCUGCUGUUCCUCAUAUCACUACUGGCCACAUUACUGGUAUUGGUCUUGACUCCAGUGAAUUAGGUUUCCCACCACACUUAUUUAAGGAAGCUUAUGCUACUGCUCGUGAGCUUAACUUGGAGCUGAACUAUACCGCACAUGCAGGUGAAGAGGGUGACCAUACAUAUGUCCUAGGAGCUCUAGACGAUUUGAAGGUGGAACGUAUUGAUCACGGUAUCCGAUCUGCUGAUGAUGAUGCAACUCUAAAGAGGCUAGCGGCAAAUAAUACGCUAUUGACUGUCUGCCCUAUGUCUAAUCUUAAACUGAGAGCGGUCAAGUCUAUUGGCGACAUCCCACUUCGCAAGUUCCUGGAGUACGGCGUUCCAUUCAGCAUCAACAGCGAUGACCCAGCUUAUUUUGGCGGAUACAUUUUAGACAACUAUAAAGAAGUGCACAAGCAUUUCAACUUCGACCUUGCAACAUGGAUUAAGAUCGCCGAAAACAACAUCCAUGGCAGUUGGAUCAAUCAAGACCGCAAAGACGUUCUUCUCGCUAGAGUGGCCGAUGUGAGAAAGAAAUACAUCCACCUUGCCUAA